Molecule: messenger RNA, 3471 nt
Organism: Talaromyces rugulosus
Lineage: Eukaryota; Fungi; Ascomycota; Eurotiomycetes; Eurotiales; Trichocomaceae
Exons: 11
Coding region: 1-3471 (1156 amino acids)
Biological process (GO): positive regulation of transcription by RNA polymerase II; DNA-templated transcription
Cellular component (GO): nucleus
Molecular function (GO): zinc ion binding; sequence-specific DNA binding
Source: RefSeq, a predicted model, not a curated record
AUGUCCAACUCAAAAACCUCCAUUUCUAAAGACGAAGCGAAGGACCUAGCUCAGCUUCCGUCACAGCUAGGUGAAGGCGAGAUCCGCCAGGAGUUCACUCACGAUGCAGUCUUUGGUGAAAUCACAGAAGGAGGCCCCAAUUACCGCAAUGUUGGGUGGCUUGGGACAUCGGCUCUAAUGAUGAAGACCCAAAUCGGUCUCGGUGUCCUGUCCAUUCCUGCCGCCUUCGAUAGCUUGGGCAUCCUUCCUGGUGUCAUCUGUCUAUGCAUGAUCGCAGCCAUCAGUACAUGGUCUGAUUACAUGGUUGGUGUUUUCAAAAUACGUCACCCCACGGUCUACGGUCUCGAAGACGCUGGUGGUUUAAUGUUUGGCCCCAUUGGCGGCAACUUCCUGGCAUGCGCAUUCUACCUUUAUUGGGUGUUUGUCGGAGGCUCUGGAAUGCUCGGAAUCUCAAUAGCAUUGAAUGCCCUUUCCACUCACGGGGCAUGUACUGCCGUUUUUGUGGCCAUAGCGGCCAUUGUAGCCUUUUCGCUUUCCAGUAUACGGACUCUCGGUCGCCUCACAUUUAUAGUAUGGAUUGGGUUGGCGUGCAUACUAAUUGCAAAGUUCUUGAAAGUCUUCACUGUAACCAUCGCUGUUGGUGUGGAAGAUCGUCCUACUGCCGCGCCACAAGAUGGUGUUUGGGUCUCGGAUUACAAAAUCGUGAACAGCCCGACAUUCACUGACGGUAUUUCUGCGGUGUCAUCCCUUGUUUUUGCCUAUGCUGGGACACCUGCAUUCUUCUCCAUUGUGUCAGAGAUGCGAGACCCGCGCCAUUAUACUCGCGCGCUGCUAAUCUGCCAGGGGGUAGUUACAGCUACUUAUCUCUCUAUCGGAUGCGUGGUGUACUACUAUUGUGGCUCAUAUGUCGCUUCACCGGCACUCGGGUCUGCUGGCCAGACCGUGAAGAAAGUGAGCUAUGGGUUCGCUCUGCCGGGGUUGAUAGUCACCACAACCCUCGUCACGCAUGUGCCGGCCAAAUCGAUCUUCAUCCGCAUAUUACGAGGAAGCAAGCAUUUGACUUCUAACACCUUCACACAUUGGAUUACCUGGCUUGGCUCCACCUUUGGAGUCGCGCUGACAGCCUACAUCAUCGCCAGUGCUAUCCCUGUGUUUGGUGGUCUGGUAUCUCUUAUAGGGGCUUUACUCGGCACUCUCAUGUCGUUUCAGCCAAUGGGUUGCAUGUGGCUAUACGACAAUUGGACCAAGGACAAAAACGAGCGAACGAUACAAUGGAAAUUGAUGGUUUGUUGGAGCAUUUUCGUCAUUGCGAUCGGGACCUUUUUAAUGGUCGCUGGCACUUACGGAUCGGUCGUUGGAAUUGUUGACUUGUACAAAGUCUCUGGUGGCUCGGCAGCCUGGUCCUCUGUCAACGGUGCCGAAAGCAAAAGAUCAAAUGUUCCGGAUUUCAACCUUGCAACACGUGCCACAAACGAAACUUGGCAUGUACAUUUGAUGAUCGUGAUCAAAAAAUUCUUGUUACUCGGGGGUAAAGUUAACGCCCGUACUCCUAUGUUUACGCUGCUGACACGACUCCUUAGAUUCAUAGAAGACCUCCAGAGAAGGGUCGCAGCGUUAGAACAUGAGGAUGAUGAAAUAUCUAGUGUCAAUAGCUAUGUUGACCAAAACAGAGCUAGGCCCAACAAUAGUAUGGUAUCUCAGAUGUUUCUUGGCCUAUAUCUAACCACCACAGCCGAGGAAAAUGUUCCCAUGGCCGAAGCCGGGUUGGAUCAAACCAUUGAAGACGAUGCAGACCUAACGAAUCCACUUUCUACUGGUCCUUCAGCCUUCACAGUGGCAGGAACUGGUCGUACUUUCUACCUGGGAACGUCAUCCAACUGGUCUUUUGUUCGGAGGGUCUUGAGUAUGACCCAUGAAGCCCUUUAUAAGUCUCCACUCCCUCCCGACAGUUUGCUCUUUGAGGGCUCCACAUAUGAUUUGGGGUGGGACGGGUCGAGAAUUUCAGUAGAUCCCACACCUCUGAUUGUUCCAACCCUCGACCACUCCAUUUAUCUCAUCAACGCUGUCAAGUUCCAUGCAGGCCAACUAUUCCAUCUUUUUGACGAAGGGACGUUCAUGGAUGGCCUGUAUGCUUUCUAUGAGAACCCCCAACAGGAGACUACAACACCUAGCUUGUGGUAUAUUCAUUACUUGGUCGUUAUUGCCUUUGGGAAAGCACUUUCUGUGAACUGGAACCGAGGUGGCCGACCGCCAGGUUGUGAAUUUUUUACCAAAGCCCUGCAAUUACUCCCAGACUCUACGCUUCUGUCCAGAGAUGCGGUAAUUGCCACUGAGAUUCUGUGUUGUAUAGCACUGUACCUACAGUCUCUGGAUUUUCGGAAUUCGGCACAUAACUUCAUUGGACAAGCCUUACGCCUCGCUCUGGCAGACGGUAUGCAUACGGAUAUGCCAGUACAUCACCUUGGAGAGUCUCUCGUGGAGAGAUAUCGCAAAAUCUGGUGGACAGUAUACAUUCUUGACCGGCUAAUGACUUCUCUGAUGGGAUUGCCUCAAUCGAUUCAUGACAGUCAAAUUCAUCACCAGCUUCCUACCUUUCAAGGCUCGCCCCAAAAAGUAAUUGCGUUAGGCAUGCAGAUCCGCAUGUGCCAGAUAAUCGCAGAAAUAAAUACCACUGUCUACGGACCGGACGGACGACUGAAUCGAAAAUUCCUGGUCAGAACAAAAGCUGCACUUGCUAGCACGACAGAUCUAGCAAACGACCUUCAAAGAUCCUUCGACUUGCAGUUGGACAGGUCCACAAUAAGUGGUGUUUCCCGGCUAUCGGCCCAUUUACACUUACUCUAUCAUCAGUGUAUUGUUCUAGCUACGCGUCCCUUGUUGCUAUGCUUCUUGAAGAUCAGGUUGCAACCUGCCGACGUCUGUCUCAAAGCUCUUAAUUCGUCAGCAAAUAUUCUUAGGUUAAUUCAGCUUUGCAUUGACUCGGCGCAACAACAACUCAACAUCCUGAAUUGCUUAUAUGAGCAAAGUCUUCUGGAUAGUUUUCUUCCGUUUGAUCUCGAGGCUGUAUUCGUCUCCGGCGUGGUCAUUCUGAUGGCCCCAAUAAUUGAUUCUAGUUUAUUGGAAAGUCUUGCGCCGUGGCUUCAAAAAAGCUACAUUAUAUUAGAUGACAUGAUUUCUCGUGGGAAUAUAAUUGCAAGCUUUCGAAAAUCCGAACUUGAGCGACUGGGCGAGUUAUUGAGCCAGCUAUCGACAGAUCACCUAACUCAUAUCAACGAUCGAAUGCAAAGGGACCACCCAAAUGGAAUGUUAUCCCAGCUAUCAGCACCCACUUCACCUGUCAAUUGUCCUCAUGAGCUUCUUAAUUUAAAUGACGGGCUGACAACGGCCGAGAUUAUGGCCGUGGCUGAGUCGAUUGAUACGGGAGACGUAGAUUGGGUUGUACAGGCAGUUACUGAGAAUCACAUUUGGUAA